AUGGCCCUCCGCCUCUCCCUCGCUGCCGCCAGGCGUCCCGUCGUCGCUGCCCCGCGCGUCGCUGCCGCCUCCACUGGUGCCGUGCGCGGUCACGCCGUCGCCGUCGACCCCACCCCGGCUUCUUCGUCGUCGUCCUCGCUGGCUUCCGACGCCCAGAGCGGUGUGAGGCACAACUGGAAGCGUGCCGAGGUGCAGGCCAUCUACGACGGACCUCUUAUGGAGACCAUCUUCCGCGCCGCCAGCGUCCACCGCCUGCACCACGACGCCAGCCGUAUCCAGCUGUGCACCCUCAUGAACAUCAAGACCGGAGGAUGCACCGAGGACUGCAAGUACUGCUCGCAGUCGUCGUCGUACAAGACCGAGACCAAGGCGUCGCGUUUGGUCGCCAUUGAGCCCGUCCUCGAGGCGGCUCGCAAGGCCAAGGCCAAUGGCUCGACCCGUUUCUGCAUGGGUGCCGCCUGGCGUGACCUUGCCGGCAAGAAGAGCGGCUUUGAGAAGAUUCUCAAGAUGGUCAGCGAGGUUCGCGCCAUGGACAUGGAGGUCUGCACCACCCUCGGCAUGCUUUCCCCCGACCAGGCCAAGCGCCUCAAGGAGGCCGGUCUGUCGGCGUACAACCACAACCUCGACACUUCGCGCGAGUUCUACCCCGAGGUGAUCACCACCCGCUCGUACGACGACCGUCUCUCGACCAUCGACGCCGUCCGUAACGCCGGCAUCAGCGUCUGCUCGGGUGGUAUCCUUGGUCUUGGCGAGAAGGCCGAGGACCGCGUGGGCCUCAUCUGGGAGGUGUCCCACAUGCCCGAGCACCCCGAGAGCUUCCCCGUGAACACCCUCGUGCCCAUUGAGGGUACCCCUCUUGAGGGCAACGACCCCGUCCCCGUCCAGACCGUCCUCCGCACCAUCGCCACGGCCCGUAUCGUCCUCCCCAAGUCGAUCAUUCGUCUGGCUGCCGGUCGCCACACCUUCAGCGAGACUGAGCAGGCCAUGGCAUUCAUGGCCGGUGCCAACGCCAUCUUCACUGGCGAGACCAUGCUCACCACCCCCUGCACGGGCUGGGACGCCGACAAGGCCAUGCUCGACCGCUGGGGUCUCCGUGGCAUGCGCUCGUUCGAGGACAAGGAGAGCGUCGAGGUGCCCGGCGAGGCCAAGGCUGAGGCUGCUGUCUCGGCUUAA
Messenger RNA from Apiotrichum porosum, 1173 nucleotides. It is a transcript of the gene BIO2, whose product is annotated as biotin synthase. Gene Ontology annotation, biological process: biotin biosynthetic process. Gene Ontology annotation, molecular function: 2 iron, 2 sulfur cluster binding; biotin synthase activity. Lineage: Eukaryota; Fungi; Basidiomycota; Tremellomycetes; Trichosporonales; Trichosporonaceae. Gene Ontology annotation, cellular component: mitochondrion. The record is from RefSeq and is a predicted model, not a curated record. Bases 1 to 1173 code for a protein of 390 amino acids. The transcript has 5 exons.